AAUGUGUUUUUUCCAGCCUUCUCGAGUCACUGUUCUAACGAGAACUCCCGUCGGUUAUGUGUUGCUUGAAUUCCUAAAGUGCUCUUAUCUAAUCUUGAAGAAAAAUCAUUUACUACAAUAAUCAGACGUGCGUGAAUACACACCAAAUGUACAAAUUGCAGUUUUAGAAUUUCAUGAUAUUCAUGAGGAUGAUCAACAAAGAUUACGCGUAGAUAUUAUCAAGAAGGAAAAAAGUGAAGUUGACGGAGAGAGUGAGAGGAAGAGACGAGAAGAAGUGUCGGUGAAUGACGAUAAUUUAAUUAUCAAUAACAUCAACAUUGUGAGGAAGAAAACGAAGAAGUCUUACAAAGUGUCUGGGUGGGGCAAGAAAAUGAACGGUACUCACGAGAUCGAGAGUACAUGAAGUGACGGAAGCUGAAGCUUGUUGAUGUGUGAUGCGGAAUGAAAACAAGUUAACUAUUUCUAUUUGAAGCGUAGUACAUAUCUGAUCAAUUGGCAAUACAACAUAUAUAACAAUCAAAGUUAGUUGACGUAUUGCAUUUGCUUCAAAACAUUGAGUCAGAAGAUCAUCACUGAUACACAUAAAUAAUUUUCCAAGUAUUCCUUUGAGCUGGAUCCACGACAGUUACAGUUUUACGUGAAUGCACCGUAAGCAUCGGUGCAUAGCGGAAUUCCCGGUGCGUUAAGGUCAGUGUGUGUGACCUCAUUUACGUGUGAAAGAAGCUGCAUAAAUUGAUUGGCUUCUGUUAACACGAGGGCAGUGUUUGGAUGAUAAAAACAUCGACUAUUCAUAAGACAUCAAGCUUUUCGAGUUAGAAAAAGGCAAUGUCUAGAUACCACAAAUGACAACGAGGAAUAAAAACAGCUUAAGACGUCAGAGGAAGCCGGAAUCACUAAGUUUGACCUAGCGUAGAGUGACGUGAUGCAUCGGAGACUGGGUCACAGUAACUAUGAUGGCAAGAUCGCUGGAUUAUAUGACUUGGAAGAGACCCUUGGGCGAGGUCAUUUUGCAGUGGUUAAACUCGCUCGUCAUGUCUUCACUGGCGAGAAGGUAGCGGUCAAGGUUAUUGAUAAAAGCAAGCUGGACGAGGUUUCACGAGCACAUCUUUUCCAGGAGGUAAGAUGUAUGAAACUAGUGCAACAUCCAAAUGUAGUACGGCUUUACGAAGUAAUAGACACCCAGACAAAGCUUUAUCUCAUCUUAGAGCUUGGAGAUGGUGGAGAUCUUUAUGACUACAUUAUGCGGCAUGAUAGCGGGUUGAGUGAAGAGAUCGCAAGAACGUAUUUCAGGCAGAUAGUAAGAGCCAUUUCAUAUUGUCAUCGGCUUCAUGUCGUUCAUAGAGAUUUAAAGCCAGAAAAUGUUGUAUUUUUCGAAAAACUCGGUACAGUCAAGCUUACGGACUUUGGUUUUAGUAAUCGAUUUUGUCCUGGACAAAAGCUAGAAACUUCAUGUGGAUCACUGGCCUAUUCAGCACCUGAAAUCCUUCUUGGUGAUAGUUAUGAUGCACCUGCUGUAGAUGUCUGGUCUCUAGGAGUUAUUCUGUAUAUGCUUGUAUGUGGCCAAGCACCUUUUCAAGAAGCUAAUGAUAGUGAAACUCUUACAAUGAUUAUGGAUUGCAAGUAUUCUAUACCGUCGCAUGUGAGUGAUGAAUGCAAAAGACUAAUUGCCAAGAUGUUGGUGAGAGCUCCGGAAGGCCGCGCGACACUUGAAGAAAUAGCCAAUGAUCCUUGGUUAGGAAUUGAGACUGAUGACCCCGUGGAAACUUUGCCUCUAGUAUCUCGAGAACAAGUUUCCGAUGAUCACCAUAAUUUAAUCAUCACAAAAAUGGUCAAUGGAAACAUUGCUACCAAGGAAGAGAUACAAGAAGCUUUAGAAAAAAAUGAAUAUAACCAUAUCACAGCCACAUACUUCCUGCUGGCAGAGAGGAAAUUGCGGGCUCAAAGACAAGAACAGGUACAAAAAAAUCGUCCGGAGUUACUAGACGUUGCGGCGAGGCGGCAUAAUGAUUUAUCCGUUAAUGAUCUCCGAACUGACCCAAAUUCACUUGGAACUAUGAAUCAAUCACUGCUAACAGUGCCAAGAACGCCUGGAGACGUACCUCAGAAUGUUCGAACUCGCAAGUGCAGUAUUGUCCAAGAGGAAGAAGAUGAAGAUGAUGUGUCGUCUUGUUCAGGAAGAGAUGAUCAUGGCAGUAACUCCGCAUUAAAUUCAUUCAAUCGUCGUGGUUCCAGAUCAGAAGGAAAGUUGUCACAUAUUUUACAAGAACGAUUAGGACAGCUUCCAGAGAAACAUACUGUUCUGAAGCCACAAGUUCGUAGUAUUCAAAAGCAAGAACCAAAAAUUAAGGAGUCUACAUCACCAAGUCAUACAUUUACUGUUGUUAAAGUACAACAAGACGUUUUUACAUCUGGUACAAAUACUAAAAUAGUCGAAGAAAAUCUAAAGAAUAGACUGCCAACUACUGGAUUAACGAUGACAGAAGGUGCACUGACAAAGCGGCCGUUUUACGGUAAUUCUGAAGGGAAACCAAAGUCUGUAGCUGAGCAUUUAAAAUAUCCGGGACCUGUGCCAAAUAAUAAAUGGAGAAUGGGUUCUCAACAUCGAUUACCAUUUAAUGAUUCUUCUAGUGCUCCCACAAAAAACAUUACAAAUUUAAGUACUGGACAGGGAGAAAUUGCUACUACAAUUCUUACGGAAUCUUCAACAGCUCCAUCUCCACUUCGUUCUCCUAGGAAUUCUGAUAGUAAUCUUUUACCCAAGUAUAAAACAAUGCCUGCAUCGAGUAGUGCAAGUGAGUCACAACCAGACAAAUUAACUCUUAAUGAGAUACUUGAGGACGGUGACACAAUAGAAUCGCCGGUGGACAGGGAUAGUUCAUCAAAAAGUAGAAUUGUGAGAAGGACAGGUUAUGAACAAAAGCGAAGUAAAUUUCACAAAGCACGUACAACGUCUUGUUCUAGUUCCGACGCGAGUGAUGAUGAUAGUGAAGGUAGGAAAAAACGUGCUCAUAAAUUAGGUACAUCUUCGGGCAAGCCUUUGCCAUCUAGGAGAGAUAGUCAUGAUGAUUCUAGUGAUUCUCAAGAUCCUGGAGGAAGUGGAGGUGCUGGCAGAGGUCUUGGGAAUGGUGAAAGUGUACAGGGACCCACGUCAACUACUAAUAAAAGAACUAAUAAUAGUAACGAAAAUAAUACAUCUACAACCACCACCACGACUACAACAGGUGGUAAAGUACAAAGAAGUUCAGAAAAUCAGACGAUGACCUUCGGAAGGAGACAUAGAGCUGGUCGUCGAAGAACUGGUGAGACAAGAUUACGAGAAAGCCAGUCUCUCAACCGAAUUACUGAAGUACAAGAAGCAGAAGUUCCGAACACGUGUCAUGCUCUCUAUAGAAAUACAACGGUUACAACAACCUCGUCUUCAACUUCUACAGCAAUUUCACAAGUAACUACGUCUAAUUCAUCAAGCCAAAUGAACUGUCAGCCUACAACAGUUCAAAAAGCUAAAGGAUUUGGAGCUAAACUCUUACAAAGCUGGAAUCUCACUUCGAGAACUACUGCGUCAUUAGUUGAUACUAAAUCAAGUACAAAUGGAUCUAAAAAUGUGAUAAAAGUUGAAGAAAAGUUUGUAGAAAUUGUAAAAGACGAUAAGAAAAAAGAGCAGAAUGGUGGAGCAGUAAAUUCUUUUGAUAAAGAAAAUACAAGAGCAUCGAUGAACAGAAAUGACUGUAAAAAUAGAAAAAUUCGACUUCUUACUCGAUAUUUUGCAGUUCAUAAGAAAUUAUGUGUACCUUUACCUGGAUUUUUAGGUAAAGGAAAGUUAUAUAAAGCUCGAUCCUGUGGUAAUAUUUCGAGGGAUCGAAUCUCUCCACCUUCCCCUAAAUCUGUAUUACUUUGUGCUGCUACAGAGGAUAAAUGGCGAGAGCAACGACAAUGGUGUGAAGCAAAAGAGCAACAUCGCGGCAGUGACGGUGAUAUAAAUCAGAAUCUUGGUCUUGCUCAAUUCGUGCAGGACAGUGUAAUGGGAAACGGUUGUGUUGGUUUACCAGCUAUAUGUCAUAUCCAUCUUGGUAACCCAUCUAAGUGUUGCAGUCUUUGUUGAUAUGAUUUAUUAGGUCUGAAAAGCGUUCGUUAAAUAUUCUGCUAAAAACUGUGCAAUAAUAUCCAAGUUUUCGGAGUUAGCAAUCCCAUUUUUUUUGUAAUUCGAUGUAUCAAUUUUAUGGCAAAAAUUAAGUCCUGAUUAAUGUAACUGUGUUGAGUAUGUAGGGGAAUAAAAAAGCUCAUUGUCGAAUUAAAUGGAAUCUAAAA
This is a messenger RNA of Chelonus insularis, 4305 nucleotides long. It is a transcript of the gene Snrk, whose product is annotated as SNF related kinase. Gene Ontology annotation, molecular function: protein serine/threonine kinase activity; ATP binding. The coding region runs from base 923 to 4099 and encodes 1058 amino acids. Gene Ontology annotation, cellular component: cytoplasm. Gene Ontology annotation, biological process: intracellular signal transduction; protein phosphorylation. The record is from RefSeq and is a predicted model, not a curated record. Lineage: Eukaryota; Metazoa; Arthropoda; Insecta; Hymenoptera; Braconidae. The transcript has 8 exons.